AUGUCGUCUACCGCACCCUUCAGCAUACCGCCGCGCGUCGCCAUCGCCGACCACCAGGCUGGCGAGGCAAGGCAGGGAUCAGAGAUGGCAGGACCCGCCCAGGUAGGAAGGCAAGUCGACAACCUGGAGCGAGCCUUUGCCACCGACUUUGCCAGCCCCUGGCCGGCCACUGUCCGCCCUCUGCCCCUGCAGUCGGUCCCUGAAGCGGAGCAAAUCGACGACGGAGAAGAGACGCCGCAUUGCACCUUUGAUCCGCUCGACCGCUUUCCGCGCCGUCCAUCGCUCCAGCCUUCGUCGGCCCACGGCGAGCACCUCGUCCGCACCAGGACCGAAAGCGUCUACUCGCACUUUGAGAUCGGCAUCCUCUCCGCCUUUCCCUCGCCGCCGCUGUCGCCGCCCCCGUCGAUCGCGCCGGGCCCCCACAGCUGCACAUCGCACGACAGCCCGCUGCUGCCCCUGCUCUCGACCCGGGAGGAUGACGCGCCGUCCGCCACACUGCACGACACCCUCGACGGGCGCGAGGAUGGCGAUGCGAGGGCGAGUCUGGACCUCGGCUGGCCCUCGAGCUUCUUCUGCGCCGGGUCGAGCCGCAGAUCGUCGUUCUACCCGGCCGACGAGCACGAGAGCACCGCUAGAUCGGUGCAAGUCGUGCGCCGCACGCCCUCGACGCCCGCAGCAGCGUUCAUCAACGCCGUCUAUUCGAUGCAAUUGGCCCAUGCCGGCCUGUUGACGUGGCUCCGAAGCCAGGAUGUCACCGGGACGCGCGACACCGCGACCUCCAGUUCUGCGGCUGCCGCGCAAGAUGACGCUCCGGCCACGUCCGGCGAAGCUGCGAGCGGCAUUGAUCUUACUCCGCGUGCAAAGUCUCGCAUCCUGAGGCAGACGGCAUCUCCGGCGCCCUCCUACCACCUUCCGGCUCCGCCUCCGCUGCCGGACCCGUCUGUCCUCUUCUCGCUGAGCAUCCCGACGUCGUCCGAAGAGACCCUCGGCGCCGGCGCGGGAAGCCCACUUGAUGCGGCCUACUCGCCGGCGCCGUCCGACUCGACCUUCUGGUCCUCGACGUCGCAUCGUAGCUCGAUCGAUUCGAGCGCUGCUGCCGCUUCCAAGGGCGAGGCGGCCACGCUCCUCGGCGAUGCGCCCGGCAGCUCUGCCACGUCCACCUCAACCUCGAGCGGCUGCGGCGAGCCGACGAGCGAUGCGACGCACGCGGAACGUGAGACGCUGCUUCAGUGUCUCCAAGCGGCGCUUCCCGGCGCCGCGCCCUUCCACACCGGCCGCCGCCGCCGCAGCCGUCGACACGACCCCCGUCUCCAGUCCCACUGA
Molecule: messenger RNA, 1323 nt
Organism: Pseudozyma flocculosa PF-1
Lineage: Eukaryota; Fungi; Basidiomycota; Ustilaginomycetes; Ustilaginales; Ustilaginaceae
Exons: 3
Coding region: 1-1323 (440 amino acids)
Source: RefSeq, a predicted model, not a curated record